Molecule: messenger RNA, 2487 nt
Organism: Dovyalis caffra
Lineage: Eukaryota; Viridiplantae; Streptophyta; Magnoliopsida; Malpighiales; Salicaceae
Source: the annotation of a GenBank genome assembly
AUGGCCAGGUUAGGGAAGGAGGCUACAACAAUUCGGCGUGUUCUGGAAUCUUUGUUCCGAUACUUCGAUAAUGGAAAUUUAUGGUCUCCUGAAAGUGGUCUUGCCUUCCCAGUCUUAAAGGAUAUGCAGUUUUUAAUGGAUAAUUCUGGGCAAAAUACACAUGUUUUGCUAUCCAUAUUGGUUAAGCAUCUUGAUCACAAAAAUGUCCUUAAAGAACCCAGCAUGCAGCUCGAUAUUGUUGGGGUUACCACUGCCCUUGCUGAGCAUGCAAAGGUUGACCCUUCUGUGGCAAUAAUUGGUGCAGUAAGUGAUGUCAUGCGUCAUUUGCGGAAAAGCAUACACUGCUCACUUGAUGAUGCAGAUCUGGGAGCUGAAAUAAAAAAUUGGAACAAAAACUUCAGAGAAGUGGUGGAUAAAUGCCUUACUGAGUUAGCAUAUAAGGUGGCACUCAUCUCCAUUAGAUCUUACUUGGUUGGACAAGCAGGCCCGAUCCUUGACAUUAUGGCUGUUAUGUUGGAGAAUAUCUCAAAUGUUACUGUGAUAGCCAGAACUACGAUUUCUGCUGUUUAUCGUACAGCUCAAAUUGCAUUCCCUGAAACUUUAUUUCAUCAGUUACUUCCGGCUAUGGUCCAUCCAGAUCACGAAACACGAGUUGGAGCUCACCGCAUCUUUUCUGUUGUUCUUGUGCCAUCUUCAGUUUCACCUCGUCCAUCCUCAACUAAUCCUGAGUCAAAUAAAGGCUCUGAUCUUUCACGAACUCUAUCAAGAACUGUGUCAGUCUUUUCUUCUUCAGCUGCUCUUUUUGACAAGCUAAGGAGGGAUAAAACUUCCCCUAGGGAAAAUAAUGUUCUUGAAGGUGAACAAAUUAAUAACAGGAUGCCUGCUAGAUUAAAGUCAUCUACCAGUCGAGUAUACAGCGUGAAAAAUCCUCUUGUACCUUCAUCAUCAGACGAGAAUCCUGUGAACAACUUGAAUAAGGAAACCGCGGCUGGUUCUCUAAGGCUGAGUAGUCGCCAGAUCACUCUUUUGCUUUCAUCAAUUUGGACACAGUCCAUUUCUCCUGCAAAUACACCUCAAAACUAUGAAGCAAUUGCUCAUACAUAUAGCCUGGUAUUGCUGUUCUCUCGAGCCAAGAAUUCCAGUAAUGAGGCUUUGAUUAGAAGUUUUCAGCUGGCAUUUUCCUUGAGAAACAUUGCUCUUAAGCAAGACGAAUCACUCUCACCAUCACAUCGCAGGUCCCUCUUUACCCUGGCAACUUCGAUGAUUCUUUUUUCAUCAAAAGCUUUCAAUAUUAUUCCGCUUAUUUAUUGCACCAAGGUGGUGCUUACAGAAAAAAUGGCAUCUGUUCAGCAGCUGCUUGAAGUUGAUCCAUUUUUGCACUUAGUUGAAGAUCGCAAGUUAGAGGCUGUUAGUACUGAAUCUGGCCACUCCACAAUUGUUUAUGGAUCUAAGGAGGAUGAUAGUUCAGCUUUAAAAGCCCUUUCAGAUAUGGAUGUUACUGGGAACCAAAGCAGGGAAUACUUUGCUGCUGAGAUUGCCAAGUGCUUGGGAAAUUUGGCAAAUUCUGAAGUAUCCACUAUACGAGAGAAACUCCUCAACGAAUUCUUACCCGAUGAUGUAUGUCCAUUGGGAGCCCAGUUGUUUAUGGAUACUCCAAAUCAAAUAGAUCAGGUUGAUUCGAAAGACGAAUCUCUUGUGGAGGACACUCCACUUUUUACAGUAGAUGAUGUUUUUCUAGAUUUGUUGGAAGGUCAAACCACUCAGAGCACAGAAAUAGUCUUGCAAGACACCGACCUGUUGAGUGUCAGUCAACUUCUAGAAUCAGUCUUGGAGACGACACAUCAAGUUGGACGAUUGUCUAUAACUGCACCUGAUGUUUCUUAUAAGGAAAUGGCUCAUCAUUGUGAAACACUUCUGAUGGGAAAGCAACAGAAGAUGUCUCAUGUGAUGAGUGUCCACAUGAGACAGGAGAGUUUGAUGAAUGUCUCCCUCCAGAACCAUGAUGACGAGGCAUGGAAGGUAAUAUCUUAUUCUUACGCCGAUUUGGGUUCAGAUGGUCAUGUUUUCUUACUGUUGUUUUCUGCUUUGAAAAGAUUAAUGAAUGGGGUGGGUGUGUUGGCUUGUGAAUGUUUUGGUAUGUUGAUAUUACACGGUGUUCAUAUCAUACUAAGAUCAUAUGUGAGUUCUGUGUGGUGUUUUGACCAAUUGGUGGAAAAGAAUCUGGUAAAUGUGAAUGAUAGUUUGAUCAUGUCAACCAAGUACAUAGUAUCUGCUGUGUUGGGAUCGUUUGCAAUAGCAUAUGCUUGUGACUAUGUUAUUUCUGACAAAAAGAUAUUUGGAGGUACCACACCAAGAACAGUUUCAAACAAGGAAUGGUGGGAGGAGACUGACAAGAAAUUUCAAGCAUGGCCUCGUACUGGAGGGCCACCAGUGGUGAUGAACCCCAUUACUCGCCAGAAUUUCAUUGUCAAGUCCCAAGAUUCUUGA